AUGGCGAGGCGAUUCGAUUAUCAUCACCAGCAGCAGCACCAGCAGGCUGGCCGACGGACUCUGGCGGCAUUCUGUUUCGCCUUCGUCCUUUUCCUGCUCGUCGCGGCUUACCUCUUUAGUGGCUUCAAGCCUGGACCGAUUCCCACUUCGUCUGUGGACGAGGAUCAGGAUCGGGCAGGAGACGGCCUUGGAGGUCCCAACACGUCAGAUGCGCUGGGAGAUGAGCCGCAGGAGCACGAGAUCCGGGAUUCCGGGAAGCUCAGCCUGAAUUUGCCUCCAGUGAAGGGCGUCGGGGAGCCGGCAGACUCCGACAUGGAACCCCCCAGGAGAGCCGCGGACGAGGAGGAGGGCGGCGAGUCAGCCGCGCAAGAGGGCCUGCGGUUGGCGGGCGGGGGGGAUGCGCGCGCGCAGGCGGAAAGGGAGAGAGACGCGCAGGACGCUGCUGCACAGGAGGGGGAUUCCGAGGGCGGGGAUGGUCAGGGGGAGGAAGGUUUGUUGCACAGCCGCGCUAGUGACAAUGAGAAGGCGGCGGCGGCGGCGGCUGACGCGGCGGCUGCUGCUGAUGCGGAUGGUGAUGGAAUUGGAGGUUCUGAAGGGGUGGGAGGGGCGAAGGAAGGAGAGGAGGAAGAGACGAGCGAGAAGGGCGAGGAGGAGAAGGGUGGUGCGGAGAAAGAGAAAGAAGGUGACGCGGACGAGAAUGGGGUGGAAGGGAAGGGGUCUGAUGCGGAGGAGAAGGGCGAGGGGAGUGUGGAUGGGGAGGCGGAGGGAGGGAGGAUUGCAGGUGGGAAGAAGGCGAAGAAAAAGGAUGAAGCGGAGGAAGGGGAAGAGGAAGAGGGGAGCGGAACGAAGGGGUCUGAGGCUAAGGAAGCGGAAGAGGAGAGCGAGGAGGAAGAUGGUAGUGUGAAGAAGAAGGGAGUGAAGGGUAAAGGGAAGGAUGGAGUGGACAACGAGGAGGACGAGGAGGAGAGUAAGUCGAAGAAGGGUAAGGGGAAGGAGGAGGCGGAGGAGGAGGGAGGUAGUGAGGAGGAAGAAGAGAGCGUUGGAGGCAAGAAGAAGGUCAAAGGCGAGGAGGACGCGGAAGAGGAGGAAGAGGCCUCUCCAAUCGCGAAGAAGGCGAAAAGGGCGAAAACGAGCGAAGAGGAAGACGAGGGGAGUGAUGAGGAAAAGGAGGGAAAGGGAGGGAAGGGUGAGGAGAGCGAGGAAGAUGAGGAAAAGCCAAAAAGCAAGAAAGCGAAGAAGGUGAAAGCGAGUGAGGAAGAGGGAGAGGAGGAGGAGAAGGGUUCAGAGAGUGAAGAGGAGGAAGAGAGUGUGAGCAAGAAGGGAGGAAAGAAGAAGACAGUAGCGAAGGAGAGUGAGGAGGAAGAGGAGGGUGAGAAGAAGAGCGAGGAAGGGGAGGGGGAAGAGGAGGAAGGGGACGUGAAGCCGAGCAAAAAGGUGAAAGGAGCGAAGAAGGCGAGGAAAGAGGAGGGGGAGGAUGCGGAAGAGGAGGCGGGUGAUGGGAAGGGGGAGAAGGAUGAGGAGGGGGGUGACGGGAAGGGGGAGAAAGAGGUAGAGAGCACAGCUGAUGCGGAGGUUGAAGAGGAUACGGUGGCAGCUGAAGCAGGGAAGGCUGGGGUGAAGGGUGGGAAGGGGAAGAAGAAGAGUGCGAAGGAGGUGGGUGAGGAGGAGGAAGGGGAAGGAGGAGAGAAGAGUGAGGAUGGUGGGAAGGAGAGUGCGGAGGAGGAGGAAGAGGAGGGAGGAGCAGCGAAACGGAAAGUGAAAAAGAGUGGGAAGGAGGAAGAGGAAUCUGAUGAUGCCGGGGAAGGGGAUGGGGGUGAGGAGGAGGGGGAGAGUGCAGGCAAAGGUGGGGCAAAGAGGAAGGCGAAGAAGGGAAGCGAGGAGGGAGAGGAAGAAGGGUCGGAGGAAGGCGGAGAAGAGAGUGAGGAGGAGGAGGGGAAGAGCAGCAUGAAGAGUGGAAAGACGAGCAAGAAGGGAAAGACGAAGAGCAAGAAGCUGAGGGGGGAGAGCGCGGAUGGUGCUGAGCAGGACGGGGAGGAGGAGGAGGGUGGCGCUGCAGAGAAGCCGGUAGAGAAACGAGCGCAAGAAGCUGAAGCUCAACACCAAGGUUCCACUCUCCUUGCUCUGUCGCUUCUUCACUCUGUCUUUGUUCCUGCUCGCCCUUCACUGCACCCCACCAUCGCACAGGCGUGUGACCCAGAGUUGUCGGAGAUAGUGCCGUGCCUGAGCCCAGCCAUGAACAAGCGCAUGAAGCUGAAGCUCAACAAGAAGGUCUCCCUUACUAGCUUUUUCAUGCUCUCCCUCCUCUCCCAGGCAUGUGACCCGGAGCUGUCAGAGAUAGUGCCGUGUCUGAGCCCAGCCAUGAACAAGCGCAUGAAGCUGAAGGCGUGUGAUCCGGAGUUGUCAGAGAUUGUGCCAUGCUUGAGCCCAGCCAUGAACAAGCGCAUGAAGCUGAAGGUCAACACCAAGGUCUCCCUCUCCUCCCUCCUUCACUCCCUUUCUCCGCCUCAGGCGUGUGACCCGGAGCUGUCAGAGAUAGUGCCGUGCCUGAGCCCAGCAAUGAACAAGCGCAUGAAGCUGAAGCUGAACACCAAGGCGCGGGUUAGAGGAGGGUGUGGGGCAGAAGUGCAGGGGCGGGAGCGCAUGAAGCUGAAGCUCAACACCAAGGUGAUGGAGCACUACGAGCGCCAUUGCCCGCCUGACGACCUCAUGCCGCACUGCCUCGUGCCGCAGCCUCCUGGUUACAAGCUGAAGCUGAACACCAAGGUGAUGGAGCAUUAUGAGCGCCACUGCCCGCCUGACGACCUCAUGCCGCACUGCCUCGUGCCGCAGCCACCCGGCUACAAGCUGAAGCUCAAUACGAAGGUGAUGGAGCACUACGAGCGCCACUGCCCGCCUGACGACCUCAUGCCGCACUGCCUCGUGCCCCAGCCACCCGGCUACAAGGUGAGCUAUGGUGUGGGUGGCAGGGCUUAA
This is a messenger RNA of Closterium sp. Yama58-4, 2973 nucleotides long. NCBI's taxonomy places the organism in Eukaryota, Viridiplantae, Streptophyta, Zygnematophyceae, Desmidiales, Closteriaceae. The record is from the annotation of a GenBank genome assembly.